Gilbertella persicaria is the source of this 1980-nucleotide messenger RNA. Its product is annotated as ATP-dependent protease La. The record is from RefSeq and is a predicted model, not a curated record. NCBI's taxonomy places the organism in Eukaryota, Fungi, Mucoromycota, Mucoromycetes, Mucorales, Choanephoraceae. Bases 1 to 1980 code for a protein of 659 amino acids. Gene Ontology annotation, molecular function: serine-type endopeptidase activity; ATP-dependent peptidase activity; ATP hydrolysis activity. Gene Ontology annotation, biological process: protein processing; protein catabolic process; protein targeting to peroxisome. The transcript is spliced from 11 exons. Gene Ontology annotation, cellular component: peroxisomal matrix.
AUGAGAGCUAUUGGUGUAUCACCAAGUGUCUUGGACCAGUUUCGUCGACGUUUGGAACGUUGUCAUGUCUCGCAUGCGGCUAACUUAUUGUUAUGUGUGACAGAUGUUUCUAAGCAAGAUAAACUGCGUGUGCUCGAAAUAGCAGACAUGAAAGAAAGGCUCUAUCAAGUCAACCAGACCAUUCGUGAUUAUUUGCAGACAAUCAAGAUAACUGCUUCAAAGUCAGACAAUGAUAUGUUAUUUGAUCAGAUACGCAGAAAAUUCUAUCUCCUGCAAGAGAGGGCUUCUAUAUAUAGACUGACAGAAGACGAUGAAGAAACCAUUGAUUUAGUGAUCAAACUCAACCAUGCAAAAUUACCAGAACAUGCAGCUAUUGCUAUCAAACGUGACUUGAAUCGGUUAAGAAAGCUACCACCUUCUUCUUCAGAUGCAGCCGUCAUAAAGACGUAUAUUGAGUAUGUGAGUGAACUGCCUUGGUCCACCACAAGACACGAAGACAUGCAGGAACUGCAUAUUUCUUCUGUAAAGCAUCAGUUGGAUGCUGAUCAUUUCGGGAUGGAUACAGUCAAGAACAGAAUAUUAGAGUACCUUUCUAUUUUGAAGAUCAAACAGGAUGCAACACCACCUAUUUUAUGCUUUGUUGGACCUCCUGGUGUAGGAAAGACCACGCUAGGUAUUUCAAUUGCAAGAGCUUUGCAGAGAAAAUUCCAUCGUAUUUCACUUGGCGGUGUUCGUGAUGAAGCUGAAAUAAGAGGACAUCGACGCACUUAUGUGGGAGCACUACCAGGUUUAUUGAUUCAUGGUAUGCGGCAAUGUGGUGUACAAAAUCCAGUGAUGCUACUAGAUGAAAUUGACAAACUUGUCACCAAUUCAAAUCAAGGUGAUCCAGCUGCUGCUUUAUUAGAAGUCUUGGAUCCUGCACAAAAUGCUACCUUUAACGAUCAUUUUAUCAAUAUCCCUUAUGACUUGUCUCAAGUCGUCUUUAUUGCCACUGCCAAUUCAUUGGAUACGAUUCCAAGACCUUUACUGGACCGUAUGGAAGUCAUUCAGUUAGACGGUUAUACGUUCCAUGAAAAACUGCAUAUUUCCCAAGCCCACCUUGUCCCUAAACAGAUCAAAGCGCAUGGUUUAUCUGAUGUAGGAGGCAUUGAAUUAUCAAAGGAAGUAUUACUACACAUUGCAGAAAGAUAUACAAGAGAGAGUGGCGUGCGUCAAUUAGAAAGAUUGAUAGCUAGUGUAUGUCGAUACAAAUGCAAAGAAUAUGCAGAUCUCAUGGAAGCCAGAAAACUGGAUCAAUUCUCCAAGACAAUUCAUGUCCAUCAACUAGAGCAUAUAUUGGGUGUAGAACCAUACGAAAACGAAGUGCUUGAUGCUGAGGAAAUCCCAGGCAUUAUUAACGGCUUAGCCUAUGCUGGUAGUGGCAAUGGAGGCGUGAUGACCAUUGAAGCCAACUGUAUGCCUGGCACAGGUCAAUUAAAGCUGACAGGCUCUUUGGGCGAUAUCAUAAAAGAAUCUGCACAACUGGCUGUCUCUUGGAUCAAAUCAAACGCUUAUGAACUCAAAUUAACUAAUUUGCCUAAACAAGAUAUAUUGAAAGAUGUGGAUCUUCAUAUCCAUAUGCCAAGUGGAGCUAUUCCUAAAGAUGGACCUUCUGCUGGUAUCACAAUGACGACAUGUCUUGUCUCUUUAUUAUCGGGUCAUUAUGUGCCUAAAACAACAGCCAUGACAGGUGAAAUCACACUUCGGGGCCAAGUAAGGCCUGUCGGUGGUAUCAAGGAAAAAGUGAUUUCUGCUCAUCGGGCGGGUGUCAAAAAAAUACUGCUGCCUAUAGCCAACCGACGCGAUGUGAUCCAUGAUGUGCCUAUCGAAGUUCAAAAAGAAAUACAGUUUGUGUAUUGUAAAUCUAUGUGGGAUGUAAUUGAAGCUGCUUUUGAUCAAAUCCAUACUUUCUUUGAACCUAAAUACAGGUGUCGUUUAUAA